CAGAAAUCUGAUAUUUGAUUGAUCUUCUUCAGCUCGUGCGGGUCUGGUAUUGGAGCUGCCUUCCUGUCACUGUGGGGCUGCUGCUGCUGCGCUCUGGGCGUUUUCAGCAGAGGUUUCAACACCUCCCUUCACACGCAGCUUAAAUCCGGAGUGAAACCCUCUGCGAGGUGUCAGUGUCCUGCGUGACUGAGCUGAGACGCAGCGAUGGAGCUUUUCUCUGCGUUCGUCUGCGCCGCGGUGGUCUGCGUGGUCUCUGCCGGGGUCCACGACAUACACUGGACUUAUACAGAGGGGGCUUUGGACCAAAUGCACUGGCCAACCAAGUACCCUGCAUGCGGAGGCAAGAAGCAGUCUCCCAUUGACAUCCAGAGGCGCAGCGUGAGGCACAACCCGGACAUGUUACAGCUGGAGCUCAGCGGAUACGAUGCCCAGAAAGGCAAUUUCCUCAUGUCCAACAACGGACACUCCGUUCAAAUCGAUCUCCCUCCCACCAUGGUGAUCACCAAGGGCCUCCCCGGAAAGUACACGGCCGUGCAGAUGCACCUGCACUGGGGCGGCUGGGACCUGGAGGCCAGCGGGGCCGAGCACACCAUCGACGGCAUCCGCUACAUGGCAGAGCUCCACGUCGUCCACUACAACUCUGACAAGUACGCCAGCUUCACCGAGGCCAAAGACAAGCCGGACGGCCUGGCGGUGCUGGCCUUCUUCUAUGAUGAUGGUCACUUUGAGAACACCUACUACAGUGAUUUCAUCUCAAACCUGGACAAAAUCAAAUACGCCGGACAGUCCAUGCACAUAUCGGACGUCAACGUGCGCUCCAUGCUCCCGGAGAACCUGAACCACUUCUUCCGGUACCAGGGCUCGCUCACCACGCCGCCCUGCUACGAGAGCAUCCUGUGGACGGUGUUCGACACCCCCAUCACCCUCUCGCACAACCAGAUUAGGAAACUUGAGAGCACUCUGAUGGACAUGGACAACAAGACCCUGUGGAACGACUACCGCAUUGCUCAGCCGCUCAACGACCGGGUGGUGGAGUCUUCGUUCCUCCCACGCCUCGGAAAAGGAACUUUUUGCCGACAAGACGAAAUCGAGUCGAAGCUCCUGAAGAUUGAGGGUCUGAUCACGUCUCUGGGCAAAAACAUCCAUUCAGGAGGUCUUCGCAACACGAAGACCACCAGAUACGAAGCUCGAGCUCUGUAUCCUCUGGUCCUCAACUUCCAAGAGAACGGCGGCAGUUAUGCUCUGGCCCGACUCACCCGUCCCAUGGACCUGGACGCCUUCACGGUCUGCAUGCACGUCCUGCCGCAGGUGGAGGGCGUCCACACCGUCAUGUCCUACUCCAGCAACGGCCACGACAACGAGCUGAUGAUCACCAUCGGCCAGGACCGAGGCGGGAACGAGGUGGGCCUCUGGAUCGGCAAUGAGUUCGUCAACCUGCCGCACAGCUUCAGGCCCCACGACUGGGCCAACUACUGCGUCACGUGGUCGUCCCACACCGGCGGCGCCGACCUCUGGAUCAACGGCCUGGUGGGCGAGCAGCGCUACCUGAAGAGCGGCUACACGGUCAGCCCCGGCGGCAUCUUCCUCCUGGGCAAGGACCAGGACGGACUGCUGGGCAUCUCCAACUCCGACGCCUUCGUGGGUAAGAUGACGGACGUGAACGUGUGGGACUACGUGCUGACCGUGGGAGACAUCCGGGACCAGAUGUCGUGCGAGAGCAACAGCACGGCGGUGGGGAACGUGUUCAGCUGGGGCUCCACCAAGCUGAGUCUGUACGGAGGAGUGCAGCUGGACACUCAGUACAGAUGUCAGUGAGAUCGUAAAACUCACUUCUUCCGUUUGUUUGUCGCAAUAAACCAAAAUAUCACUGCUCCUGGGUCUGCUGUUGAAACUCCUAUGAAAUGUACGAUAGGAGAAGAAGUUUGGCGAGAACCCGUGACUCUGUAUUUAAUGUAGUGUGUGUCAUUGCUUCAGUCAUGUACGCAUUCAGAUAUUUCCAUCUUCAA
Messenger RNA from Salarias fasciatus (jewelled blenny), 2006 nucleotides. It is a transcript of the gene ca6, whose product is annotated as carbonic anhydrase VI. NCBI's taxonomy places the organism in Eukaryota, Metazoa, Chordata, Actinopteri, Blenniiformes, Blenniidae. Gene Ontology annotation, molecular function: zinc ion binding; carbonate dehydratase activity. The record is from RefSeq and is a predicted model, not a curated record. Bases 205 to 1815 code for a protein of 536 amino acids. The transcript is spliced from 10 exons.